This is a messenger RNA of Aspergillus mulundensis, 360 nucleotides long. RefSeq lists its product as uncharacterized. The record is from RefSeq and is a predicted model, not a curated record. Lineage: Eukaryota; Fungi; Ascomycota; Eurotiomycetes; Eurotiales; Aspergillaceae. The transcript has 3 exons. Bases 1 to 360 code for a protein of 119 amino acids.
AUGGGAUCUCUCUAUGAAUUGAUCAGCAACGCGAUCGAGAAAAGUUUCGUUGUUCCUUCUAGUCCUCAAUCGAAUCUCGAUGAGUCGUAUGCAGUACGACUGAUAUCGCAUCCAUCGCUGAACCAAGUUCCCGGAGUCUGGGACAUUGUUCUCUUCGUGACUCGUGAGAUUGAGCGUCAACUGGGCUCCGACUAUGGGGUUAAGUGGGGGUCGUUUAUUUGCGCUACGGUUGGGCCCGCUCUCAUUCUAUUUAGCUCGUUACUGACUUUGGUGACCCAUCUGGAGCUGUCAAACUCGAGCAAAACCAUCAAAGACGCUGCAAAAACCUCGUCCGUGGUUGAGUUCUCCGCAGUCUCGUGA